UCACAGCUCUGUUAACUCCACACUGAACAGAGACACACAAACACAGACACGAGCUUCAUUUCUCUUUCUUUAUCAUGAUUUAAACUCUGGAUCUGCGCUCAUCGACGCGUUCGUGCACGUGUGGACACUUUACUGAAUCCAAUGUACGCGGACGCGGAUCUGUUGUUCACAUAGAGGAGAUCUGAGCUGGAGACGCGAGAAUUUGCGCUUCUUCUUAAGAAAAAGCGUUCAGCAGGUCUAUCUGAUGAACUCUGAGAUGAAGUCUGGUGGUUUCCGUGGUGACGUGAGGCGACGGGACAUGGAGCUGAAGAUCGACAAGCAAACGUUCGGUUUCCAGCGGAGCUCCACGUCAGAUGAUGACUCUGGUUGUGUUCUUGAGGAAUACGCCUGGGUACCGCCAGGACUAAGACCAGAACAGGUCCAGCUUUACUUCUCUUGUCUACCUGAGGAUAAAGUGCCGUAUGUGAACAGCCCGGGUGAGAAGAAUCGUAUCAAACAGCUUCUGUAUCAGCUGCCUCCUCAUGACAAUGAAGUGCGAUACUGCCAAUCUCUCAGUGAAGAGGAGAAGAACGAGCUUCAUAUGUUUAGCACGCAGAGAAAGAAAGAGGCUCUUGGACGAGGAACAUUAAAACUGCUGCCGAGGACGAUCCAACGUGCCACGUGUGAACAUUGUGGAGAGAACGUCAGCGGAGGAGAGAUGGUGGUGUCUGCAUCACGGGCCAAACCUGGACAGUGUUGGCACCCGGCAUGCUUUAGAUGUUCCACCUGCAGUGAACUCCUAGUGGAUCUCAUUUACUUCUGUCAUGAGGGGAAGAUCCACUGUGGAAGACAUCACGCUGAACUGCUUAAGCCACGCUGUUCUUCCUGCGAUGAGAUUAUAUUCGCAGAUGAAUGCACAGAAGCAGAAGGCCGUCACUGGCACAUGAAGCACUUUUCAUGUUUUGAAUGUGAGACCUUACUGGGUGGUCAGCGGUACAUCAUGAAAGACGGUCGGCCCUACUGUUGCGGUUGCUUCGAGUCUCUGUAUGCAGAAUACUGUGAGGCCUGCGGUGAACACAUCGGGGUGGACCAUGCCCAAAUGACGUAUGAUGGCCUCCAUUGGCACGCCACAGAUGCUUGCUUCAGCUGUGCUCAAUGUAAGAGCUCAUUGCUCGGUUGUCCCUUUCUCCCCAGGCAAGGCAGAAUCUACUGCUCUAAAGCCUGUAGUCUGGGUGAAGACAUCCACGCCUCAGAUUCUUCAGACUCGGCCUUCCUGUCGGCGAGAUCUCAGGAAUCACGUCGCAGCGUGAAGAUGGGAAAGAGUAGCCGCUCCGACCAAUGUCGACAGUCGCUUCUCUUCUCCCCCGCAAGUAACUACAAGUUCCCCGGACUGUCCGGGAACGCGGACGACACCUUGUCUGACAAGCUGUCGCAGCUAAACUUUGCAGACAACCACUUUUGGAGGAACGGGGAGGAGCAGGAAGCACCUGAAGACCACGAGGAAUGGGCGGAGCACGAGGACUACAUGACCCAGCUGCUCCUCAAGUUUGGCGAACAUGGAAUGUUCCAGCAGCCGGAGGACGGCAGACCGGCUGACUCGUGGACGACGGACUCCGAGGUCAAAAACGAAAGCCAGCGAAGGCACCAGGCCCGUGCCGAGAGCGAGAGUCUUGCCAGUAAAAAGUACAAGGCAGACAUGUACUGGGCCCAGUCUCAGGAUGGACUGGGUGAUUCUGCGUACGGUAGUCACCCCGGACCUGCUAGCAGCAGGAAAAUCCAGGAGCUUGAACAUGAAGAUAAACUGUGGUAUAAUGACUCGCUAGAGUGCAUCACAGAUGAAUUUAAACAAGCAGAGCAGAACGUCAGAGACUCCAUGGAUUCCUUAGCACUCUCCAAUAUCACAGGUGUUUCGAUUGAUGGAGAUAUUAAAGAGAAAACAAUGCUCUACUCGUUUCAAAAGUUCUCUGAGUUUCGAAAAGAGAACGUUGAGAACACGAGUAACAUGGGGACGCUGAACUCUUCAAUGCUACACAGGAGCUCCAACUCUCUGAAGAGUCUUACCUCUGACCUGGAGCGUGUGGAGAUCAUCGAGGAGGAGGAUGAAGAACAAGAGCAGGUGGUUCCUCUUCCAGAAGAGAGGCCAAAACCGGCUCACAUACCAGUUUUAAGAAGGAGCAAGUCCCAGUCCAAACCGCAGCAGGUUAAAUUUUCAGACGAUGUCAUAGACAACGGACACUACGAUGACUUGAAGGUGCGGCAGCCUCCCAUGAGCGAGCGGACACGGAGACGAGCGUACCACUUUGACGAACAAGACCAACAGCGCCAUCGCCAUCACCACAGACGGAGAAGUCGGAAAUCUCGUUCGGACAACGCGCUUCACAUGGUUCCCAAAGAGAAAGCCAGAAUGAACUUUAAGGAGGACCGUCGGCACUACGGCCCAGGACCUGACGCUCGAUACGGACGGCACCCGCGCACUCACGCCGACUCACAAAACUACGGAUUGCACAGCCAAGCCAUGGAGAGAUUUCCUCGUUUGUAUGGGGAAGACGAUGACUGGUGCUCUACCUGCUCUUCUUCAUCAUCCGAGUCAGAGGAGGAAGGAUUUUUCCUGGGUCAGCCUAUUCCACAACCGAGACAACCUCGAUACCAGUAUUACGCUGAUGAACUUCCCUUUGGUACACGAACAAAGUCCAAACAGAAGAGAGGACGUAAGGGCAAAAACUGUAUCAUUUCAUAGAGUCGGUGUGGAAAAUGAAACUGCAUAUUAAAGCGAGUGCCAGUAUUAAACCUGCUUUAAGCUGCUUACUGUUAAAUAUACAAUACAACUCGGUCACGAUGACACAGCGGUCAUCAAAGUUCUUGCCAAGCAGUGACGUUAAACUCCGGUUUAACUUUAGCAGUAAUGCAUUAUCUGAAAUACGUCAUCAUUACAGUCUUUGAAAGAAACAAAUAAAUACAAUAUUUAUAAAGCCGCUUUUUAGAGACUAACAGAGAGAAUAAUUUAACUAUGCAUAUAUGAAUGUAUAUAUUGUAAAAUGUCGAGUUAAAGCUAAUAUUUUUAUAUCCCUGAGUUUCAAAAGAUUUUUUUGUGUGUAUGUAAUACAGAGCGAAGGUCUGCAGCGAUUCCACUUUUGUUAAUCAGGGUUUUAAAAAUAAAUACAU
Paramisgurnus dabryanus is the source of this 3141-nucleotide messenger RNA. RefSeq names its product prickle homolog 1a (gene prickle1a). Gene Ontology annotation, molecular function: zinc ion binding. The record is from RefSeq and is a predicted model, not a curated record. NCBI's taxonomy places the organism in Eukaryota, Metazoa, Chordata, Actinopteri, Cypriniformes, Cobitidae.